AUGGUCACCAAGCAAGAUAGACCAUACUACUUACAAGAGGACGAUCAAGAGGGUGAAGCUUUGGUCUUGCCCGCCGAGGAGGAUGAUCCUAGUAUUCCCAAAGAUGAGAGUCAGAAGGACAAGAAGGCGAGGGAGAAGAGGGAGAAGGAAGCUGGAGUGAGGAGGGUCAAAGUGGGUAAGGUAGAGCUGGACCCGAGUAUAGACUACGCCAACUUUACAUCAGAUGGACCAGGUUUAGACUCCAAAGCGAUACUGGAUGAUAUGGGGAUGAUCAAUAUCUGGGUGGAUCUCAAGAAACCAUUACCUGAUCUUCCGACGGAUUAUGCUCGAGCAGUCAAGGAGUAUGCCGUGGAUCGAAGGAAGGGAGUCAAGUGUCCUCCAUUGAAUGUAGUCAUAUUUAUAGUCGGGUCGAGGGGUGACGUUCAACCAUACUUGUCACUAGCAAUGCAUCUCAUUACAUCCCAUUCACACCGGAUCAGAAUAGCUACUCAUCCAGAUUUCAAAGACUUCAAUCUGGAGGAUAAGCUGGAAUAUUAUGACGUGGGAGGGAAUCCGAAAGAAUUGAUGGCAUAUAUGGUCAAGAAUCCCGGUCUCUUGCCUGGUAUGGCAUCAUUGACCAAUGGCGACAUAUCAUCCAAGCGAAAGAUGACUGCUGAAAUGCUAGAAGGGUUUCAUAAAUCUACUUAUUCGCCUGACUCAGUAUCUGGAAGACCUUUUGCAGCAGAUGCGAUCAUUAGUAAUCCCCCAGCUUUCGGUCACAUACAUAUUGCUGAGGCUUUAGGCCUUCCACUACAUAUGACUUUCACGAUGCCUUGGUCACCUACAACAGCCUUUAACCACCCUUUGGUGCGAAUCGAGCAGUCCAAUGCGGAGAAAGGAUUGACAAAUUACCUCAGUUUCGCUUUGGCCGAAAUGCUUACCUGGCAAGGUUUAGGAGAUGUUAUUAAUUCUUUCCGAAGCAAGACCCUCUAUCUGGAACCGUUAUCGAUGAGUUCGGGUCCCUCUGUGGUAGAUAGACUGAAAGUACCUUGGACGUACUGCUGGAGCGAAGGGCUGAUCGAGAAGCCGAAAGAUUGGAAGAAUCAUAUUGAUAUAUCCGGCUUCUACUUCUUGGAGGGUGACAAGGAUUAUGAACCUGAUCAGGAAUUGAAAGAAUUUUUGGGAGCUGGUGGACCUCCGAUAUAUAUCGGCUUCGGUUCAGUUGUAGUGGAAGAUGCGACUGCAAUGACCAAAACAAUCUUCGAAGCUGUUAAACAUUCCAAUGUAAGAGCUUUAGUCAGUGCGGGAUGGGGUGGUUUGGGAGGUUGUGACGUGCCAGACAACGUGUUCAUCCUAAAGGGCAAUAUUCCGCAUGAUUGGUUGUUCUCAGAAGGACGAGUUAGCGCUGUGUGUCACCAUGGAGGCGCGGGCACCACGGCAAUCGGACUAAGAAACGGCUUACCUACGAUCGUUGUCCCAUUCUUUGGUGAUCAAGCCUUUUGGGGUGAGAUGAUACAUAAAGCGGGAGCUGGACCCCCUCCGAUCCCUCAAAAGACUCUCACGACGGAAAACCUAGCCAAAGCGAUUGAGUUUGCUACUUCUCCUCAUGCAAAAGCCGCAGCCAAGGGUAUGGCAGAUAAGAUAAAGUCGGAGUCUGGCGAAGUGAAAGGCGUGGAAUCAUUCCAUAAUCACUUGCCUUUACUCAAUAUGAGAUGCGACGUGGAUCCUGAUCAGAUAGCGACAUGGUGGUCGGACAAAUUAUGUUUGAGGCUGAGUGGUGUUGUAGCUGCUUUGAUGGUCGAGAAGGGAAAACUCGAUUGGAAGGAAUUGGAAGUUCACCGAGCGAAAGAGUACGACUCGAAAAGGAGAGUGGUCGAUCCCAUCAGUGGAGGUGCUAGUGCGAUCUUGGGUACGAUAACGGGUUAUUAUGCUGGUAUCGCUCAAAUUUUCUACAAUCCGCCAAAAGGAAUAAUCAACACUACCACAGCCAUACCGAAGGGUAUGGUCAACAUCAUCGAUAACAUAUACGAAGGGAUGGAUAACAUUCCGAGAAUGAUCGGUUCGGAACAAGUGAGAGAAAGAGGUAAAGUAGACGAUUUUGAGAGUGGAGUGAAAGAAGGCGCAAAGGGCGUUUUCUACGGUUAUUGGGACGGAAUAACGGGUUUGGUUAGAGAACCGGUGGAAGGUGCCAAGAAGGAAGGCUUUGUCGGUGCGAUCAAAGGGAUGGGAAGGAGUUACGUAAAUGUUACUGCUCGUCCAGCAGCCGGUAUAGUCGGAGCGAUAUCACUGCCUAUACGAGGUCUGACGAAAGCAUUCCAAAACAAAUUUUCGGCACCCCGUGAGAUCGUAUUGGAACAACCUAGGAGAUUACUAUCUAUCGAAUCGCUUGAUUCUCUAUCGCCAGAGGAAAAAGAUAGCCUAAGCAAGAAAUUCCAAGACCUUACCAGACCCGAGAAGGUCAAGGAAAGGAAGGAGAGUUUGAAGAAGAGGGCGAAGAGGGUAAUGGAGGGUGAUGAGACUGCCUUGGAUAAGGGAGAUAGCACUCCAGUGGAAGAAAAGGAGGAAAUAAACCCUAACAAUAUUCCAGAGGCCGAGGCGGAUGUGAAGGCCAAUGAACUCCAGGGAGAAGGGAAGAAGCCGAGGGAGAUGGAAGAAGCUGAACGUAGAGGGUAUGAACGAGCUCUGAGGGAGUUGAAGGAAAGAGAAGGUAAAUAA
Kwoniella botswanensis is the source of this 2694-nucleotide messenger RNA. RefSeq lists its product as uncharacterized. The record is from RefSeq and is a predicted model, not a curated record. Gene Ontology annotation, molecular function: UDP-glycosyltransferase activity; hexosyltransferase activity. The coding region runs from base 1 to 2694 and encodes 897 amino acids. Gene Ontology annotation, biological process: carbohydrate metabolic process. NCBI's taxonomy places the organism in Eukaryota, Fungi, Basidiomycota, Tremellomycetes, Tremellales, Cryptococcaceae. The transcript has 19 exons.